This is a messenger RNA of Pocillopora damicornis (cauliflower coral), 3969 nucleotides long. RefSeq lists its product as uncharacterized. The record is from RefSeq and is a predicted model, not a curated record. Gene Ontology annotation, molecular function: protein binding. NCBI's taxonomy places the organism in Eukaryota, Metazoa, Cnidaria, Anthozoa, Scleractinia, Pocilloporidae.
ACUGAUGAUCAGAAACGAUGGCUUGUGGUAGGAAUUGCACUCAACAAGAUCCUUGUGCCACAGAUAUGUCCAUUUGUGGAGCAGGAGGUUGAAAAGGAGUACAACAAGCUUAAGAGCCGUCACACCAUUCAUAUACAGACCAAAUCUCGUUAUCUCAAAGCAUGGCCAACUACUUCUAAAGAUUUGCUUAAGUAUGAAAACAUCAAUAGCAAUGAUGGGCGUACUAAGAAGACGAAAAAGGGGAAAGAUGUCUAUGACCGCAACUCCUUUAUCUAUCAAGUCAAAUCUCAUGUUGACUUUGCGAGGCUGUUUGUGCAAAACUACAUGGCUAAGUUUACUGCAUUUGACCACUGUGAUGCUUCUGCUGUAAUACAGUUGCUUCUUCGCAUUCCAGCAUUUUCUCCAGCUGUGCAAACUGCAGCAGAUAAUGUCCGAAAUACAAGGAAUUAUUGGGCCCACUGUGUUUUCAACGAGUGGGAUCAGCACAAUUUUUCAAGGAGCUUUUCUGACAUGGAACAACUGGUAAAGAGCUUGGCACUUCCAGUGGCUGGGAAAAUACUUGGAGAACUUAAAGACUGGGAAACUAAAGGAACAGCUCUUUGCCAGAAUUCUCCUGUAGAUCCAGUACUGUUACAACUGGUCCAGCAGGAGCUUAACUUUCUUCAAGUUUCUGUGGACAACAUGUGCGUGGAAAAUGAGGAAGACAAGACUAAGGUCGCGAACGCGCUACGAACUGUUGAAGAAAGUCUGGAAGAGAUGAAAAAAAGAGUGGAGAACUUGGAGUUCCGGGUAGAAGUUGUUGAGCGUAGACUGGAUGAUUUCGAAGGACCCGUGCGCAAGAAAAUUAAGAGGCUUGAGAGCAACCAGCAGAACACGAAGAGUCGCGUGGGACUUGUUGAAGAUGGCAUGAAUGUUGUUGAGGAAAAAGUGAAUGUCGUGGAAGGCACAAUGAAUGUUGUUAAGAACACUGUGCUUAACCUACAAGAACAAGUACAAGAACUGGUAAAGUCUAAAGGCUCAGAAGUCGCGAUGGCAUGCGCUGAAAGUCCCAAACCAGCCGAUUACCCACACAAUUUUGUAGAGCUGAUCAAAAGAGAUUACAAAGACGCCGUACUGUGUCCGUUCCCCUGGUGCGAGGAAGAGUUGCAAAUGGAACUUUCUGAGAUCUUUACUAGACUGAAGAUUGUUGGUAGGAAGAAGGAAAGAGCGAGGCUAACAAAGGGCAUUGUGAAAAUGACGGAUGUGUUCAGUCCACACAAACAAUGUGAAAAGCCAAGAGUGGUGCUGAUCGAGGGGCUACCUGGAAUGGGCAAAACCACUUACUGUCAGAAGCUUGGGUAUGAUUGGUCAGUGAAGGACAUUUCACUCGAAGCUUGUUUUCCUAAAGUGGACAUGCUUCUUCGACUGACUUGUCGGGACAUGAAAACCACCAACAUCGAGGAUGUUAUUACUGAUCAGUUACUACCACUUGAUGCCGAUGAGAAGGAGAGAGAGAACGUCUUUCAUUUCAUUCGCUGCAAUCAAUCCAGAAUCUUGCUAGUUAUUGACGGCCUGGAUGAAUUGCCUCAAGAUCUUUUUGAGGGACUGUUGCCUUUAAUCAAAGGAAAAGUGUUUUCUAAUACGUACCUCCUUUUAACAGCUCGGCAUGAAGCUGGAAUGAAUGUUCGGCAGUACUGUGACACGCUUCUUGAGAUUGUUGGUUACACCAGCGAAGAUGCCGAUAGUUACAUCAAGAAGUAUUUUAGCAAUCACGACGAUCCAAGCCUUGCUAAGAAACUGAUAAGAGGUCUAAAUAGGAACCAAAAGCUGAGGGAAUUAUCUGCCAAUCCUCUUAAUACAGCACUGUUGUGUCUUGUUUGUGAAGAUUCGCGCGGAAUAUUCCCUCAUAACAGAACUCUGCUGUACCAUGAACUUGUCUCGUGUGUUCUUAGAAGGUAUUUUUCAAGCAAGAAAAUCGUUCUGGGCAACAAAAGUCCAAUCGAGGAAUGUUCAGAUCAGCUGAAUCAGUUGGGAAAAUUCGCCCUUAAUGCUCUGCUAAAAGAUCAGUUAGCGUUCACUCCAGAGGAGUUGAAAAGUCAGUCAACGGAAUUCCUCGGAUUCGGUUUUCUAUCUCGUGAAGCAAGUGCAAGUAAAAUGAAGCCUAAGGCAACGUAUGCGUUUACUCACAAGACCUUUCAGGAAUAUUUUGCUGCAUUCCACCUGGCUCAUGAAUUGGCAACUGGUGAAAGUGACGAAGUCGCCUUGCUUGCUCAGCUCAGUCCUGUUGAUAAUUACUGGCAGGUGUGGGAGUUUCUAAUCACAAUGGCUGCGACAAAAAAUGAUAAUUCAAGUGUUUUGGUGGUGUCGAGUCUCUGCGCUUCCUAUCAGCAAGAAAAACCCGAGACAUUCUUCCACAAUAGGUAUGUACAGCAGGAAGAAUAUAGCGAUGACGAUUCCUUUGAAAUCGAUGAAGACGAGAUGUGUGCGUGGAACGACUUGGAAGAGGACUAUAGCUCUGAGCAAGAAAGUGAGCAAGAUGACGACGAUGUUGAAAGCAGCAGUGUGGUUAGCGGCGAUGUUGAUGGCAACGUUAGAAGCGAUCACCAUUUUGACGAUAUCAUUGUUAGCGUUUGUGAAGAUGCUUCACAUCGUUGGGUUGAAAGUUCAGCAGCAAGACGGCUGUUCAGAGAUAAUUCUGAGUUAGACUUCCUUGAAGCUAUAAUUUAUACCAUUGCUCAGUGUGUAGAGCCUGAAAGUGAACUCAGUCCGAACCAGAUCAAAAUGGCGGCUACGCUUGCACGCUGCCUUCCUUUGGAGAAAAUGACAGUUCGUGACGAUGAUUGUUUGCUCACGCUCAACCAACAAUGUGUUCUCGUUUUGUCUGAAUAUCUGAAAGGCAACAGCCAGCUGAAAGACCUCGCUUGGUACGUGAGAUCUUGGUACGAGUCAAGUUCGGCAACAAUUGGAUAUUUGCUCCAAUCAAGUCAUGAGCUCAAACGCUUAUAUUUGUUCAACGAUUUAAGUAACUCUGUACUUACAUCUGCUCUUCAGACAAAUCGUACGGUAACUCAUCUAAAGCUGACAAGUUAUGGAACCUGCCUAACAGGAGCUAAAGCACUUUGCGGAGUUCUUCAAACAAAUCAAUCUUUGACGCAUUUGUGUUUGGCUCACAAUGAUCUAACAAAUAUUGAAGCAGAAGCGUUAGCACAAGGUCUCCUGUCAAACAGUGUGCUAGUUUAUUUAAAUUUACGUGCGAACAAUAUUGGUGAUCAAGGAAUCGUUGCACUUUCUAAAGCAUUGGAGUCUAAUCGAAUGCUGAGGUACCUUGACGUAAGUUUUCAACAUCAAUAUUCAUUCCUCUCUGAUCACGUGGAAUCUGAGCAUUUUGGUGAUGCAGGUACAAAGGCUUUGGCGCACGCUCUUCGAUCCAACAACUCGUUGACGUACUUAGAUCUUCAAGCGAAUCAGUUUACUGACUCAGCAGCGGCAGAACUUGGAGAAGCUCUUCAGUUGAACUCCUCUCUGACACAUUUGUACCUAGGAAGUGAUUAUAUCCCCAGCAGAGUUCUAUUCGGUAAUGCAGCAGCAACAGCUUUUUCGAAGGCCCUUCAGUCAAAUCUUAUUCAGUUGACUCGUUUAGAUUUACAUAGUACCUCUUUUAGUUCAUUGUGUGCAGUAACCCUGGCAGAGGCUCUCCAAACAAAUCGCACUCUUGAGCGUUUGGAUUUGAGUGACAACAAGAUUGAAUGUUCAGGUGCUAUAGCCCUAGCACACGCAUUGAAAUCAAAUCAAGCUCUGCAGUUCUUGCAGCUGAGAAAUAACAAAAUUGGUUAUUCGGGGGUAAAAGAGUUUUCUGAGGCGCUACAGUGCAACAAGACUUUGCUCUUCUUAGACUUGGUGGGUAAUCCAAUAACUGCAUCAGGUCAUGAAGUUCUCGAAGGGCUUCCGUCUGUUUCAGUUGGGUUAGUGAGGUGGACUAUACCAGAAUAA